This is a messenger RNA of Kickxella alabastrina, 1408 nucleotides long. Its product is annotated as SMAD/FHA domain-containing protein. The record is from RefSeq and is a predicted model, not a curated record. Gene Ontology annotation, molecular function: protein binding; mRNA binding. Gene Ontology annotation, cellular component: nucleus. The transcript is spliced from 5 exons. Bases 157 to 1137 code for a protein of 326 amino acids. Lineage: Eukaryota; Fungi; Kickxellomycota; Kickxellomycetes; Kickxellales; Kickxellaceae.
AUUUCAAAUCGAAAAUCCCAUUUUCAUUGGCGCGCGUCCAAAUGCUAGUUCUUUGUGUUGGCAUUGGCCGCGCACUCUUAUUCCUUUUUCAAAUUCAAAAAAACCAUACUCCUUUCUCUUUCAGCUCUUUCGCCACCCUAAGAAAAAAACACAACAAUGUCUCGGUCACCUACCGAAAGAAAAAGGAGGCGCAGCACGGCCGUGUGGCGGCAUUCGGUCAGCCCCGUUGGCACCAGCGAGCAGCAGCGGCAGCGUCGGCCCGACAAUACGCGCGGCUCAGGCGAGGAGGAAAGCCGGGAUUCUGCCAAUGAAGCGCGCGAUGAGCCCAGACGAGAGAGCCGCCACCACAACCACGCGCCAUCGCUCAGAAGACACGAGAGCUCGAGCGCAGACACGCGACCUAUUGAGGCGCACCUCCGCCGACCAUCCGCCUCUGCCAAUGGCGCGACAAGGGCUGACGACGAGGCCGGAUCUGCGCGCACUUUCCCUGCUCUGGCCACAGCCACUGCAAGCUCGCCGGCGACAGAGACACCGGUGUUGACCAAAUCCUCAGCCUCCUCAACCACUUUUAAAAACGCCGCCAAACCUGCCCACCGCAGUGCACCCUCCAAGCCGCCGCCGCCGCCGUCGGCCGCUGCAAAGGCCGAAGGCGCUGACCAAUCGAAGAGCGAAGAGUCCCCCAAGGAAGACACCGAUGCUGUGGCAACUUCAGCUAAUUUUGGGCUUUCAGGAAAGCUGGCGGCAGAAACCAACACUGUCAAUGGCGUUGUGCUCAAGUACAGCGAGCCUGCGGAGGCAAGGAAGCCCAGCGGCCACUGGCGCAUCUACGUGUUCAAGGACGGCAAGGACAUUGACAUGCACCGUGUUGACACAGCCAGCGCAUAUUUGUUUGGCCGGGAUCGAAAGGUCGCGGACGUUCCGAUAGACCACCCAUCGUGCUCGUCACAGCACGCGGUGCUCCAGUAUCGACUGACAGACUCAAACACCAUAAAGCCAUACCUUAUUGAUUUGGCAUCAACUAACGGGACGUUCUUAAACGGAGAUAAGGUCUCCGCACAGAGGUAUAUUGAGUUGCGAUCCGAAGACUUGAUAACGUUUGGAUUCAGCACGCGCGAAUACAUUUUGCUACACGAGUGAAUUAUAACAAGGGGACGUGACUUGUUUUUCUUUUUUGGCUAUUUUCUCUCUUUAUUCCGCCUUAUCUGACCAAAAAAAGCCUACAAAUGGAAACACACGAAAAAUGCUGCUUGCAAAUGGCGUAAUCUUUUUGUUUACGCUAAACUAAAUAAAUAUAAAUACAGGUAAUUUGACAGACAGAGCUCAUGUGAUGUCCCGAUUUGUAAAUUUAUCCUGAACCACAAAAAAAUAGAGAAAGCGAUCUGCUCAAAUGAAAUGCUUUUGUAUGGGC